Molecule: messenger RNA, 2751 nt
Organism: Metschnikowia bicuspidata var. bicuspidata NRRL YB-4993
Lineage: Eukaryota; Fungi; Ascomycota; Pichiomycetes; Serinales; Metschnikowiaceae
Gene: PMA1
Product: H(+)-exporting P2-type ATPase
Exons: 1
Coding region: 26-2716 (896 amino acids)
Biological process (GO): regulation of intracellular pH; proton export across plasma membrane
Cellular component (GO): plasma membrane
Molecular function (GO): ATP hydrolysis activity; P-type proton-exporting transporter activity; ATP binding
Source: RefSeq, a predicted model, not a curated record
ACACCUCUUUCUUUGAUUGUUCGUGAUGAGUGCAACAGAGCCAACUGUAGAAAAGGUCCCCAAGUCCCAGGAGGACGAUGACGAUGACGAGGACAUUGAUCAAUUGAUCAUGGACUUGCAGUCGCACCACGGCUUGGACGACGACGAGUCCGACGAAGAGGACGACGGCGCUUCCUUCAAGGCCGUUCCCGAGGAGUUGUUGCAAACCAGCAUCCAGACCGGGUUGACCGACGACGAGAUCACCAAGAGAAGAAAGAAGUACGGCUACAACCAGAUGGCCGAGGAGAACGAGAACUUGGUGCUCAAGUUCGUGAUGUUUUUCGUGGGCCCCAUCCAGUUCGUCAUGGAGGCCGCGGCCGUGUUGGCCGCCGGUCUCGAGGACUGGGUCGAUUUCGGAGUCAUUUGCGCGUUGCUUUUGUUGAACGCCUUUGUUGGUUUUAUCCAGGAGUACCAGGCCGGUUCCAUCGUGGAGGAGUUGAAGAAGACCUUGGCCAACACGGCCAACGUCGUCAGAAACGGCACGUUGAUUGAGAUCGAGGCCAACCAGAUUGUACCCGGCGACAUUUUGCAGUUGGAGGACGGUGUGGUGAUCCCCGCCGAUGGCCGCGUGGUUUCCGAGGACGUGCUUUUGCAGAUUGACCAGUCCGCCAUCACCGGUGAGUCUUUGGCCGUGGACAAGAGAUGCGGCGACAGCUGCUACUCUUCUUCCACCGUCAAGACCGGUGAGGGUUUCAUGGUGGUGACUGCCACUGGAGACAACACCUUCACUGGCCGUGCCGCCGCGUUGGUCAACAAGGCCUCCGGUGGCUCUGGCCACUUCACGGAGGUGUUGAACGGUAUUGGAACGGUGUUGUUGGUUUUGGUCAUCAUCACCUUGUUGGUUGUGUGGGUGGCCUGUUUCUACAGAUCGCUCGGCAUUGUUACUAUCUUGAGACACACCUUGGCCAUCACCAUCAUCGGUGUGCCCGUUGGUUUGCCCGCCGUUGUCACCACCACCAUGGCCGUCGGUGCCGCGUACUUGGCCAAGAAACAGGCCAUUGUCCAGAAGUUGUCUGCCAUUGAAUCGCUCGCCGGUGUCGAGAUCUUGUGUUCCGACAAGACCGGUACCUUGACCAAGAACAAGCUUUCCUUGCACGAGCCAUACACCGUCGAGGGCGUCGAGGCCGACGACUUGAUGUUGACCGCGUGUCUCGCCGCCUCCAGAAAGAAGAAGGGUUUGGACGCCAUCGACAAGGCCUUCUUGAAGUCGUUGAUCAGCUACCCCAGAGCCAAGGCCGCUUUGACCAAGUACAAGGUGUUGGAGUUCCAGCCCUUCGACCCCGUUUCCAAGAAAGUCACUGCCAUUGUCGAGUCCCCCGAGGGCGAGAGAAUCAUCUGCGUGAAGGGUGCGCCAUUGUUCGUCUUGAAGACUGUUGAGGAUGACCACCCUAUCCCCGAGGACGUGCACGAGAACUACCAGAACACCGUUGCCGAGUUUGCCUCCAGAGGCUUCAGAUCCUUGGGUGUUGCCAGAAAGAGAGGCGAGGGCCACUGGGAGAUCUUGGGUAUCAUGCCCUGCAUGGACCCCCCAAGAGACGACACCGCCGCCACCGUGAACGAGGCCAGAAAGUUGGGUUUGAGUGUCAAGAUGUUGACUGGUGACGCCGUCGGCAUUGCCAAGGAGACCUGUAGACAGUUGGGCCUCGGCACCAACAUCUACGACGCCGAGAAGUUGGGUCUUUCCGGCGGAGGUGACAUGGCCGGCUCCGAGAUUGCCGACUUUGUCCAGAACGCCGACGGUUUCGCCGAAGUGUUCCCCCAGCACAAGUACAACGCCGUGGAGAUUUUGCAAAACAGAGGUUUCUUGGUUGCCAUGACUGGUGACGGUGUCAACGACGCCCCAUCCUUGAAGAAGGCCGACACCGGUAUCGCCGUCGAGGGUGCCACCGAUGCCGCCAGAUCCGCCGCUGACAUUGUGUUCUUGGCCCCUGGUUUGUCUGCCAUCAUCGACGCCUUGAAGACCUCCAGACAGAUUUUCCACAGAAUGUACGCAUACGUGGUUUACCGUAUUGCGUUGUCCUUGCACUUGGAGAUCUUCUUGGGCUUGUGGAUUGCCAUCUUGUCCAGAUCCUUGAACAUUGACUUGGUUGUUUUCAUUGCCAUUUUCGCCGACGUCGCCACCUUGGCCAUUGCCUACGACAACGCCCCUUACGACCCCGAGCCCGUCAAGUGGAACCUCCCUAGAUUGUGGGGUAUGUCCAUCGUCUUGGGUAUCAUUUUGGCUGUUGGUACCUGGAUCACCUUGACCACCAUGUUCAUGUCCAAGGGUGGUAUCAUCCAGAACUUCGGUUCCAUCGACGGUGUCUUGUUCUUGCAGAUCUCCUUGACCGAGAACUGGUUGAUUUUCAUCACCAGAGCCAACGGUCCUUUCUGGUCCUCCAUCCCAUCCUGGCAGUUGUCGGGUGCCGUCUUAAUUGUCGACAUCCUCGCCACCUGCUUCACCUUGUUUGGCUGGUGGUCCCAGAACUGGACUGACAUUGUCACUGUUGUCAGAACCUGGAUCUUCUCCUUCGGUGUCUUCUGUGUCAUGGGUGGUGCUUACUACUUGAUGGCUACCUCUCAAGCAUUCGACGACUUCUGUAACGGCAAGAAGGCCAAGAAGUCGCACGACAGAUCGAUUGAGGACUUCAUGGCCUCCAUGGCCAGAGUGUCUACUCAACACGAGAAGUCUUCUUAAGCGGCCGGACAUUCGUGCCUAGUUGCUUGCAAACA